This is a messenger RNA of Aspergillus nidulans FGSC A4, 1618 nucleotides long. RefSeq lists its product as uncharacterized. Lineage: Eukaryota; Fungi; Ascomycota; Eurotiomycetes; Eurotiales; Aspergillaceae. The transcript has a single exon. The coding region runs from base 415 to 960 and encodes 181 amino acids. The record is from RefSeq and is a predicted model, not a curated record.
CUUUCGUUCUCUUUCAUCCUCGACAUUCCUUCUCGAAGCAGGUAGUCAGUUUCACUCUUUCAACUGCUCACCUUGCUGUCCAUUCUUUCUCCAAACCUGACCCGGGCCCCGUUUCUCGCUAUCGAGAAAACAACCGACGACAGACGAAUCCCACGAUCCACUACCGACCGAUAUAUUCCCUCUUUCUAAAUAAACCAAUAAUCACGGAGUGCCUGAAGUAGUUAUCAGAAUUGAUCACAACUUGCUGAAACAUCGACCCUGUUUCAUUCCAAGCGUGCAUUCCGAACGUGGCUACAGCAACAUCGUCGAUCAUUGAACCUACCUCAUCACACGCAGAACGGCACCAUUCCCAUACACACAAUUCCAUCACUGCUUUGAGCACAAAACUUGGAACUUUUGGAACCCUUCGCAAAAAUGAACCAAAUAAUGCACCAAUUUUUUGCGAGGGAUGACGCCAAGGAUGACGGCUUAUCUGAGUCCAUGGUCGAUCUGCUGAUCUCGCUGUUGGUUCUUGUCCUGCUGGGUAUUGUCCUGAUUUGCACCCUCCUCGUUCUUCGACGCAGGCGGUUGAAUCGGCAGCAGUCCGAAUUACCCGUACAUAAUGGUCAAUGCUCGACGCAUCAUCGCAGCGUCACCAUCUCUGCGCCGCCAUACGCAAAAACCGAGUCUGUGUUUGUUAUCGAUGAGAAGCGCAACCUGAUGGAGAACUCGUCCAGCCCACCACCCAGCCCCGUACCCGAGAUCCGCAUCACAUUUCCUGAGGAAGAGGAUGAGUCUGGAAAGCGCAAGUCCGGCAGAGUUGUGGUAGUAAGGAUAAGUGAAGCCGGUAGCGUUGGCCUUGAGCCGUACAAUGACCAACUUCCACCAUAUCAGUCAACCGAUGCAGACCGCUUCCAGUCCCUGGACAUCGAACGAAUGGGUGGAUUGAAAGAGAAGGAUGACACGAAGCGCUGGGGAUAAGUCUAACAACCAGCAAACCCCACCCGCCAUAGCCCAACAGUUGCGUCACUUGACUAUGUUCAUCUUCCUUCUUCAAACUUCCAUGAUCAGCGCUAAGCACGACUCCACCCCGACAAAAUUCUGCUUCGUUCUUGUUGUAUAUCCCGCCCUCCUGUUCCACCGUGCAUAUGCGACUCGCAAUCCGCAGCAUCCAGCUCGAUUACUUCAUAUUAAAACCAGCUUUGCCUGAACGCCCUCAUCCCCCUUUCUGUUUGCCUGGUUGCGGGUGCCGGCUCCAGUAACUAGUGAGGCGGACGGACAUUCGAGUUGCCUCGUCGAAUAUUGUGGGAUCUGGCUUUUACUAUUUUGAUUUUACCUUCGGCGUUCGAUUCUCGUGCUUUGUCACUCGUCCUCUCCGCCCUGCCACGUCCCUAGGGUUGGAGAGAGGUUACGUUCUGCUUUCCGUUGAGGCUUUCUUACCAUUCUUCUACGCUGCUCACCCAGUGUUCUUUCUACUAUUUUUUGUCACUACUUUACCCUUACCUUCUCGGUCUCCUUACCGGUGACUUGCAGCUGGAUAAUGUAUGUACUUAGUCAAAGCUUUACAUUGGACGGCCGCCCUGCAGGCGUGAGCGUCGAUGAAUGUAUCUACUGGCCUUCGAGGGCUAUAUGAUAUCGC